Messenger RNA from Corticium candelabrum, 1218 nucleotides. Its product is annotated as carbohydrate sulfotransferase 11-like. The record is from RefSeq and is a predicted model, not a curated record. The transcript has 2 exons. Lineage: Eukaryota; Metazoa; Porifera; Homoscleromorpha; Homosclerophorida; Plakinidae. Gene Ontology annotation, biological process: carbohydrate biosynthetic process. Gene Ontology annotation, cellular component: membrane. The coding region runs from base 279 to 974 and encodes 231 amino acids. Gene Ontology annotation, molecular function: sulfotransferase activity.
UAACGAUAACUUGCUUAGCUUUCGUUCUAUUUCAUGCGUUUGUGAAAACUCGUUCUCGUUCUCGUGCCUCUCUGGCCUUCAGCGAUCUCACUGCAGAUACAGUCGACGGCACUAGCAGCCGUCUGUCAACGGCUUUACCAGAAUCACCUCAGGAACGAUUCGCACGUGUAAAGGCCGCGAUCAAUGACAGAUGCAGCAAGAGCUUCCGACAACCUCUCACAAAAAAUCAACUUGACCUUCUCUACCGACGCCUCGUCGUCGAUGACAAUCACAAAGUCAUGUACUGUCCCGUCUGGAAGUCGGGCUCGACCUCCUGGAGAGCAGUCAUGCUCGUACUGAGCGGCAAGUUCAAAACUCUCGACGAGGCCGUCAAGGCUGUUUUCGGACUGAGGGGACUGAGGACGUUGAAAUCGUACGGGAAUAAAUCAGAAAUCGAGUUCAGACUAAAAAACUACACAAAAUUUACGUCAUACAGAGAGCCGCUCAAUCGUUUUACGGCAGACUACUUGAUGUUGCGAAUGAAAUCGAGACGUCACAACGAGCAGGCCCACAAAGUCGUAAAGUAUGCGAACUCCGUGAGAGGACUUCUCGAUCGUCGACAUCAGUGGCAAAAAAUGAGCAUCCGGGACUUUGGCACGUUUGUGGCUCGUUUCGGGAACAGUACGACGGGACUGGCUCGGUUAGACAAGCAGUGGAUACCACAAAAUCUGGCGUGUCGUCCUUGUCACGGUCACUAUGAUUACUACAUCGAUAUGGAGAGUCCGACGGUUAACGACGACAUUCGUUACAUUUUGACGACGAUAGGCGCGCCUCGUUGGCUCGAGAUGCCUCAUGUCAAUCCUACCCGCAGGGACAAAAAUCCGUAUUUGUCUCAACUUUCGGAGACGAUGUUCAACAGCCUUCUGUCUGUUUACUACAACGACUAUGAGAUUUUUGGUUUUACGAGACCGCAAUGGAGUAGACUGCAACAUUAGAGGACUUGCAUGCAUGGAUGUAUUUAAUUAAUUAAACGAUAAAAAUGGACGUUCUAGUGAAGACUUGCGUCUUGUUUAGCUAUUUGCUAGAAUCCCGGCGUAGCGUCGGGGGAGGAAAGCUGAGGGAGGCUAUAGCCCCCAAACAUUUUGAAAGUGUCACUUUGCUUCAAGCAGAACUAUAAACUUUUUUUAAGUUACUAGACAGUGACAGUCCGCUUAGUCUCAGAGUAGUAUGUUGACGAUC